Messenger RNA from Dimorphilus gyrociliatus, 1042 nucleotides. NCBI's taxonomy places the organism in Eukaryota, Metazoa, Annelida, Polychaeta, Dinophilidae. The record is from the annotation of a GenBank genome assembly.
AAUAAAACAAAUAUGGUGGUUUAAAUAAUACAAAACAAGAAUCGACAAGCCUUCUAGUUGAUAUACUUCUUUUCGAUCAAAUUAUACAUUUAAAUACAAAAUGAGCGGUGGUGCUUGGUAUUAUUAUGCGCCGGCAAAAAAAUUGAAUAAGGAGCCACAACCGGCCCCUCCACCUUCCCAAAUUCCCGGUUUAAACGGAGAAUUAAAUGGAGAAGAGGAUAAAAAGCCACAAAUGAUGAUUAAAGAUACAGAUAGUAAAUAUAUACAGUUGGCAAAGCAAGGUGGCAGACAAAAUUUGUUAAUGAUUGAAGAAAAAGAUACAAGAUCAAAGGAUCCAGUACCCUAUCCAAGAGUAGACUGGUUUUACCAAGAUGAUAUUCUAAUGGAAGAGGAAGAAACUAAGAAGGCUGAAGAAAAAGCACAUUAUGAGCCAAUGUUACCAGAGUAUAUGGUUCAUGAGGAGUUUACUCAAGAAGGGAUUGAUGAAUAUGCACCUCCUCGACUUCCUUAUGGAUAUGACAGAUCAACAGUAUAUGAAAGAGAAGGUCAACAUGUGACCGAUAAGACCGUUAAGAUACCAGAGGCCAAGAAGGCAGGAAUUUCUCAGCGGCUUUCAAAAUCGGUCAAACAACCACAACCAAUUGUAAACCAAAGAUACGGAAAAGCUAAACAAAGAACAGACCCAAAGUCUAAACACGAAGUCAUGAAACUACCAGAUAAUAAAGACAGGGAUUGUAUGAGUAAAAUUCUUUCAUAUGGCUAUCAACAUGAAUGGUUGGAACAGCGUUCGAACUAUUUUGACAAGAAGAAAGACCAUCAACAAACAGAGAAUUUUUCGAAGGGUAACGAACGCAGGCAAAUGGAAGAAGAUAAGGAAAGAGAGUUAUUUAAGUUAAGUAAAUUUAAGAAUGUCUCUUCUAAAGUUUCCCAUAAACGAGAUGGAGCUAAGCUUCCACCCCUAGAAAGACCAAAUUCCAACAAACAGAGAGAUGCUCUAAGAUUGGGAAGAACUGAUGAUUGUAUCGCUGUUUCCGGUAACUGA